Oncorhynchus keta (chum salmon) is the source of this 11019-nucleotide messenger RNA. Its product is annotated as V-type proton ATPase subunit S1-like protein. The coding region runs from base 39 to 1085 and encodes 348 amino acids. Gene Ontology annotation, cellular component: proton-transporting V-type ATPase complex. Lineage: Eukaryota; Metazoa; Chordata; Actinopteri; Salmoniformes; Salmonidae. The record is from RefSeq and is a predicted model, not a curated record. The transcript is spliced from 7 exons.
GCAGUCAUCAUCUGUGGCAGUCUCACCUGGCCGGCUCCAUGGCAAAACAAGACUUAUUUAUGUAUUUUAAUUUAUUUUCUGUCGUUUUUCUGCAGCUCUCUUUGUCCUUUGAUCAAGUGUCUGCGGUUGUGGAAAAAAGUUUAGCGGGGCCCACAUCCCAAGAUAUCAGGGUUCAAAACAAUGGGUUGGCUGCCCAGAGCCACAGUGCUGCUUCCGAUGGGGAGAGUUCUUCGCUUAUAGCGGAGGCCCCUCUCAGGAGAGUCCUUCAGCCUUAUGAGUGGCAGCUGGACUCCCCACACAGAACCAAACGGAGGCUACUGCAGACAUCCAGCAUUCUUCCUUACUCUCCUCUGAGCGUGGUUUACAACAGCAAAACAUGUAUCCUGUUUAGGGCCAGGAAGCUUGCCAUCAGGUUCAGGAACAGCACCUUAGUGGAUCUCACAGAGAAGGCCUUCGGCCCCGAUGCACCAGUGGACACCAAAGGCUCUAUGUGCAGCAAAGACAAAGCUACGCUUGUACUACGUUUCGGAGAUGUGGAGGACUUGAGAGGACUUGCAAUUAGACUACAAAUGUCCAACACAUUCUAUGAGUCGGCAGGGCAGAACUGGUUCACUCUGGACAGCGUACACAUCCACUACAACUGGACCCAUGAGGCAACGUUCAACGCCACCGAUGUUUACGCUCCUAGUACCCACUCCUACCACUGUCAGCACGUCAGCAGUCUGCAGAAGUACGACACGCUGCUCGUACCCAGCUCCAUCACAGACAACUCUGCAAACUGGCACAUCACCUUCACAGACUUCCAGAUACAAUCGUUCAAUGUGCUGUCCAACAAGUUUGGCUCAGCCAGUGAUUGCGCUACAUUCUUCACCCCAGCUAUCCUCAUGGGUCUGAUCACCUCUCUAAUCCUUCUCCUGGUCCUGGCCUACGCGCUGCACAUGGUGGUGCACCUCAAACACAUCGACACCUACGAAGAACACAAGACCACCGUCUAUUUCCCCCGCAGCACAGAAACUGCAGAAUGCACCGGCGCCACCAGCUCCGGCACUACCAGCUCCACUGCCACUGAGAAAAACAGCUUGUAGGACUCAAUUUCCCAGGAUCCACCUCAGUCUCCACCACUAGGAGUAUACUGUAAACUGUUUCUGUAGGUGUCAGAUAGUGACUAUGCAGGGCCUCUGAAUCCUCUGAUGGCUGGCAGACCGACCGACUGACUAAACUCAAUAGAUAAAGCAACCUCCCAUACUGAAGGGCCUGAAAGACAUGGUGAUAGUCUGAACCUGAUAUGGUUGUCCACUUUUGCAUCACUUUGGCUCAGGCAGUGGUUGUUCAAGCCAGAUAGAUCUAAUCAUUUGUGGCUCAGCAUUAUCUGGUGGAUUUGGAUACAGCUUUGGAGGUGAUCCGGAGACAUUGACCAGUUAUCGGGCAUUGCAAACAAAAACAAACUAAUUAUGUACUCUUGAAUGAAAUUCAAACGGAUAUAAGAACAAGUAUUUAGUUCCUUGUCAGUACUAUACAUGCUGUUUUAUAUAUAUACUGGAUAAAGAAGUUUCAUUUUAAUAACAAAACCAUACCCUAAAGGGUACAUACCGUAAAGGCAAUGCAGUAUAUACUUAUGUAAUUAAUCAAUCAAUGUGUUACAUUCUGGUGUUUCAGACCUGUGUUUAAGAACAUGUGUUACGAGCUUGUGAAAAUAACUAUGUACAUGUCGGGCCAUUAUCCACAAAGCAUCUCAAAGUAGAAAAUUCUAAGAAUAGAGACAUUUUACUCCUACUCUUAUUGGUAAAAAUAAAAGAUAAGCAUGAAUCCUCUUUAGUCAUUAGUCCCACCUAGUUGACAAAUUUAGGAGACCUCAUGAGCUGUCCUAACCAGUUAAGAGUUACCAGCAGGUGUCUUAAUAAUAGAAAAGGGUAGCGAGUCAGUGGUUCCUGUGCCACAUGGAAUUGCUUUUGAGUUGUUAAAAUCACAAUUGGUUAUUCCCCAUCAUUUGCAGCAACGUCAAUGAGCGCCACUGUCUUUCCUUCACACUAUCUCAAAAUGUUGUGAUUACCAACUGAGAAACUUUUAUGAGUUGAUUUUACUCCUGGCCAUAUGAUCAAUCCAUAAAAUAAUGUUUUGAUAUUUAUAUAUGAUCAACCCAUAAAUAAUCUAGACCUACAUGCAACAGUAUCUCUUGCUUACUUGACAAUGACUUCACAAGGCCAAUAUCACGUUCGUCAUAACGAGGAGACCAAGGCGCAGAGUGAUAAGAAUACAUUGUUCUUUAAUGAAAGAGAAACACUGAACAAAGUAUACAAAAUGUGUUACGGUUUUCUGGUGAAAGAGAGGACCAAAAUGCAGCGUGGUGAUCUUGAUAUAUCUUAAAUGAAGAUGAAAAAUGAACAAUACACAAGAAACGUGAAAAACCGGAACAGCCCUAUCUGGUGCAACAAACACAGAGACAGGAACAAUCACCCACGAAACACUCAAAGAAUAUGGCUGCCUAAAUAUGGUUCCCAAUCAGAGACAACGAUAAACACCUGCCUCUGAUAGAGAACCACUCUAGGCAACCAUAGACUUACCUAGACUACUUCACUAAACUACAAUCCCAUAACCUACAAAAAAAACCUAGACAAAACACCACAUAAAUUCCCAUGUCACACCCUGGCCUGACCAAAAUAAUAAAGAAAACACAAAAUACUAAGGGCGUGACAAAACGACUGUGAAGCUAUGAGACACGAGUGCUGACAGGCAACUACACAGACAAUAACCCACAAAAUACGGCUAUCUAAAUAUGGUCCCCAAUCAGAGACAAUGAUCAACAGCUGCCUCUGAUUGGGAACCAAUCUAGGCAACCAUAGACAAACACCUAGAUAUACAAAAAACCCUAGACAUACGAAAACUACACAUACCACCCUCGUCACACCCUGACCUAACCAAAUAAAGAAAACAAAGAUAACUAAGGUCAGGGCGUGACAGUAGUACUCCCGGCUGCAAACCUAAACCUAUAUGGGAGGGUCUGGGUGGGCAUCUAACCUUGGUGGCGGCUCUGGUUCUGGACUCCGCCCCCCUUCCUAACACUGAGUCCGCUCUUGUAGCCCUGACCCGUGGAUCAUCGUCAGAUCCUUUGGACUGCGGAUCCUCGCCGUAGGCCCCGGGCUGGGGACCCUCGCUGCAUGGAUCAUCGGCGGAUGUUCUAGACUGGGGACCGUCGCCGGAGACCCCGGACGGUCGCCGGAGACCCCGGACUGGGGACCGUCGCCGGAGACCCCGGACUGGGGACCGUCACCGGAGACCCCGGACUGGGGAUUGUUGCCGGACGCUCUGGACUGCCGAGGCGCACUGUAGGCCUGGUGCGUGGUGCCGGCACUGGUGGUACCUUGCUGGGGACACGCACCUCAGGGCGAGUGCGAGGAGCAGGAACAGGGUGUACUGGGCUCCGGAGGUGCACAGGAAGCCUAGUGCGUGGUGCCGGCACUGGUAGUACCGGGUUGGGGACACGCACCUCAGGGCGAGUGUGGAGAGAAGGAACAGGGCAUACUGGACCCUGGAGGAAGAGUGCGAAGAGUAGGAACCGAACACACCGGGUUGUGAAGGUACACUGGAGACCUGGUGUGUAUAGCCGGAAUCAAUUGUUCCGGAACGUUAACACGUUUCAGGAUGAGUACGACAGAGGUGGCAUCGGACAGUUAACACGCUCCUCAGGGCGAAUGCCGUACAUACUACGCCAAACCAACAGUUCGCUCUCUUCACUCUCCUCCAACUUCAUCAACAACUCCUCGAAUGUCUCAAAUCUCCCCCGUUCACUAUCCUCCAAUCUGUCCAAUAACUCCUCGGCAAUCUCAGACUCACCCCUCAACUUCGCCGACUGCGCCAUGUGCCCCCCAGAUGUUCUUGGGAUUUCUGUGGCCUACCUCCAACAUUUUUGCUGUCCUCUCUUACUUCGCUGUUCCUCUUGCGCAGUUUCCACCUGCCUCCAUGGUAGGCGAUCCUCUCCUGCCAAAAUCUCCUCGCACGUCCAGGAUCCUUUACCGUCCAGUAUUUCGUCCCAGGUCCAUUUUUCCACAAAGCUCCGUUCCUCCCUUUCAUGCUGCUUGGUCCUGGUUUGGUGGGUUAUUCUGUCACGUUCGUCAUAACGUGGAGACCAAGAAUACAUUCUUCUUUAAUGAAAGAGAAACACUGAACAAAGUAUACAAAACGACUGUGACGCUAUAAGACACAAGUGCUGACAGGCAACUACACAUAGACAAUAACCCACAAAAUACCCAAGGAAUAUGGCUACUUAAAUCAGAGACAACGAUAAACAGCUGCCUCUGAUUGGGAACCAAUCUUGGCAACCAUAGACAUAUAAACACCUAGAUAUACAAAAACCCCUAGACAUACAAAACCCCCUAGACAGUACAAAAACGACACACACCACCCUCGUCACACCCUGACCUAACCAAAAUAAUAAAGAAAACAAAGAUAACUAAGGUCAGGGCGUGACAGCCUAUUUCACAUGAUAUGCCUAAAUUCCUUAAAUUCCUUCUUUAAUGAUCUACAUCAUGUUAUUUCAAGUUAUACUUUUGGAGCAAAUUGUUAAAAAAGUAUGCCUAAAUUGGGCAUGCCUGUAAAUUGGCAAUUGAAGGCAUCUUUAUUUCAUUUAUUUAUUUAUUUUAUUUAACCUUUAUUUAACCAGGAAGGGCUCAUUGAGAUUUAAAAUCUGGCAGCACCAAUUCAUUACAAAAAUUACAGACAAACAACAUGAAAAACUAGUAAUCUAGUAAAAACCAUAGAAUUCACAAGAGUAUAACAAAAUCAAAAACAGCUAAUUAAAAACAUUGACAGGUCAGGGAAUCAGUCUCAAGAUCAUUCAUCAGUGAUUUAAAAAUACUAAUCGGGACAAGUUCUUCCAGUUUAAUAAAAGUAUUUUGUAAGGCGUUUCAAGACGAUGGCGCAGAGUACAUAAAAGCCCUUUUACCAAAUUCAGUUAGGACAUUUGGAACAGUUAGCACGAUAAAGUCCAGCAAACGAAGAGAGUACCCACCACAUUUCUGAACAAAUUCCCAAAUAAAAAGAUAGUAAACCCAAAAUGGCUUUGUAAAUAAAAGUAUACCAGUGCCUGAGCCUACGAGUGACUAGAGAAGGCCAGCCAACCCUGGUAUACAAAGUGCAGUGGUGCAUAAGGGUUUUGUAGUUUAAAAUAAAUCUCAAAGUGCCAUGGUAAAGGGUGUCAAUUGAUAUCAAACAAUGAGUGGAAGCAUUCAUAUACAAAAUAUCCCCAUAGUCUAGUAAAGGCAUAAAUGUAGCUGAUACUAGCCUCCAUCUGGCUUCAAAAGAAAAACAGGCCUUGUUCCUAAAAUCAAAUCCCAUUUUCAGCUUCAAUUUUUUUGUAAGUUGUGGAAUAUGCCAUUUAAAAGAGAGGACGUCAUCAAUUAAAAUUCCAAUAUAUUUAUAUGAGGUUACAACCUCAAUCUCCUUGCCCUGAUAGGUAGUAAUAGGUGAAAGGUUCAGAGGUCUAUUUCUUGCUUUAAAAAACACCAUUAGUUUAGUUUUGUCAGUAUUGAGGACAAGCUUCAAUAUACACAAGGUAUGUUGAACAGUAUAAAAAGCAGUUAGCAAGUUCUGGAAAGCUUUUGUAAGAGACGAGGCACAACAGUAAAUAACAGUAUCAUCAGCAUAAAAAUGAAGUUGUGCAUUUUGGACAUUUUUGUCUAAAUCAUUUAUAUAAAUAGUGAAUAAGAGAGGACCAAGUACAGAGCCUUGGGGCACACCAUUAAAGACAGACAAUUUAACAUGUGAAUAAUACAAGACAGUUCAGAAGAAAACCAUGGAUUAUCCCGCCCUUUAACCCUGAACCUGCGGAAUGGGGCAUGUUUGUUUACUAUUUGGAAAAAGUCAUCAUGAAAUAGUUUCUAGGCAGUUUCCACAUUAGGGAUAAGCUCAAUCUUACUCCAGUCAAAAUAAAACAAAUCAUUAAAGAAAGCCUGCUCAUUAAAACAAAUUUAAAACAAAUUUCUAUUUCGAAUUAAACUUGGGUUUGUCUUAGGAACCUUAGUAUUUCUAACAGCAACAACAGCACAAUGCUCACUUAAAUCAUUACAAAAAACACCAACUGCGGCUUCUCUUUUUUAAGAGACCUACUGCAAGUGAAUUCUACAAGUGAGUUUCCAAACAAUACAAAACAGUCAUUUAAAACCAUUAGACUUUGGUAGUGACACAAAUUCGUACUGUUCACAUCAUGCCACAAAUACAUCGGCACUUGGGCGAGUGGACAGAGUGAAAAAUAGGUUUUAUGUAGCUACCAGUUUGUACACCAGAUAUGUGAUGACUUUGUUUCCAUACUGGGCAGUACAGGAAAGCCCUACACAAAAAGCCACUAUAGAUUUUUCAACCAAUAUGUUCUUGGCAAUACUUUCUUCAUUCUCGAUUCGGUGAGAAAAAAACAGUGUUAGAAAAUGUCAGUGUCCAGUUGCAGGUGGUUCAACAAAAACCAGGUUGCACUGUGUGGCGCACUGUCAUCAACCAAGAACAGCUUACUUGAAAAAUCUAUGGCAGCAUUUUGUACAAAAUGUACAGGGCUUUUACAAUAACAUCCAGUAUGGAAACAUGGUUAUCACUUAUCUGUCAUACAAACAGAUGGAUAGGGCUUCAUGUCUUUGAUUAUGUUCGAUCAAAAGACCUUUCGAACAUUGUCUGCAUCAUUAUCGGCAAGUGACUUGAUGCGUUAGCUACAGUGCCAAAACGAUUUAAAGUUGUUAAACGGGAGUGAAGCGUGUUGAUAUAACAAUAAUUUUGUCAAAAUUCAGCUUUUAAAAACCAUCAGAAUUGGUCAAAAUAAAUAAAUAUGAGUGAUAACAUAUUAGGCAAGAAUUAAGAGUAGGCUAAGUGAUCAUGUUUGGCGAAAAUUAUGAUUCGUUUUUCACUGUGGUUGUCUGAAGCGUGCUAUAGAGUUCACAGCUGGUGUGAUUACCAGCUGAGAUAAACUUUUAUGAGUUGAUUUUACUCAUGGCUCAGAGUUUGUCUGAGCAGUCUUAACAUCAUCCUAAACCUACUCUGAGUUGGGAGUUUUUCUUGUCUAAAAACGGGUUUUAACAGGAUUCCUAGGACCUUUUCUGAGAUGCUUUGUGCAUAUGGCCCCUGGUUUUGUACAUUUUCAAAUGUGUUUUCUUCUUACAGGUGGGCCUUCAGUAGUUUUCCAGUUAAAACACUAUAUAGGCAACCAGACCUGGGUUCAAUACUAUUUAAAAUAACAAACAUUACUUUCACAUACAUUUGAAGUAAGUAUUCAGAAAUAUUUUAUUUGAAAAGAAGUAGUUGAAUAUAUUGAAUGUAUUUGGAAAUACACUUGGAAAGUAUUUGAAAAUACUCAAAUACACUGACUCAUACACUCCCAUGCAUUUAACCCAGGUAUUUGAAAAUAGUGUUCAAAAUAAGUAUUUGAAAAUACUCUCAAACAUAAUUUGGUAGACCAUUUCGUUUUGACAAAUAACCAUUAAAAUACUCAAAAGUAUUUGUUUUGGGCUGUGUAUUUGAAAAUACCAGAUACUCACAUGCACAUGUAUUUGAACCCAAGUCUGUAGUCAACAUUGAACUAUUUUAAAAAUCAAUACAUUUAAUCAUUUGGCAGAACCACAUCAACAAUUUAUUGUUGUUUAGUGAUAUGCAGCAUGCCCGUGGCUAGAAAAUAAAUUUGCAUACAACAGUAGCUUACACUGAUGGAUAGAAAUGUGCAAUUUGUCUUGGAACCUAUCAUUAUGUACCUUUCAUUGAUCUGUAGGCUAUAUGUUUGGAAAAUUAAAUCCAAGUUGGCUCAACUGUGUUUAUUGCGCUCUAUGAAACUUAAAGAUUCAUGUGGAAGUUUAAGAUAAUUCAGAUAUUAAUAAAUGUUGUUUAAUUCAUGUAAAACAGGAUGGGUUGUAGAGAUUUGAAGGACAAUGAAUGUAAGAAACUUUACUCAGCUAGCACAUUUGGUUCCUUGGAAGUUGUGGGAGUGUAUGAUUUUGGUUUUCCAUUGGUUCUGUGAACGUAGCCAUAAGUUUCCUGACCGUUAAAAUUGAAUGUUUUUUAAACAAAUGUAGCCUGUUCUGGGAACAGAAUGCAGGGAGGUUCUGAGAAAUAUUUAGUUUGGUUCCCUAAAAUUUUUCCUGGGAGGUUUUAUUAACAAUCUGAGAACAAAAAUUAUAAGUUAUUCGAAGGUACGAAGGCAUUUUUCUAUUGAACUUUUAAUAACACUGCUAGCUUAGUUUGUGUUAACUGUUUUGAAUUCAAAGCACAGAUAGGACACAUGGAAAAUAGGCAAAAACGAUAAAAUGUUUUUAUUGUGGCAUUCGAAGGACCAUCUUAUACUUCCAGAUUACUUCCACAUUACUCUUCAAGUUUCGUAGAUUGCAAUUGACACAUUUGAGCCAACUGCCAUCCACCCCCUUCAAAGAGUGGGCUUGCCAAACUGCAUUGCAGAUGUGUUGGUAACUGUGAGUUAGUUGGUGAAAGCACCUGUCUUGUAUAAAGGAGACCCUGGGUAUGAAUCCCAGCAGUACCUGAGCUUAUAACUGUUAUCCCAAUGACCUGUAUGUUACUUAGGGAACAUCCUCCUGAAUGCACAGGACGUACUUCGAACACCCGACAAGGUCAACAUCCCCGUCAUUGGCAAAAGUACAUAUUUGCAAACAACAUCCGGUACACGAAAUCUAAGGAAGUCUCUAGAUUUUGCUCGCCUGAAGUUGAGUAUCUUAUGAUAAACUAUAGACCACCCUAUUUGCCAAGAGAGUUUUCAGCUAUACUUUUCGUGGCUGUUUAUUUACCACCACAGACUAAUGCUGGCACUAAGACCGCACUCAGUAAGCUGUAUAAGGAAAUAAGCAAACAGGAAACUGCUCCCACAGAGGCGGCGCUCCUAGUGGCCGGGGACUUUAAUGCAGGGUAACUUAAAUCAGUUUCAACAUGUUAAAUGCGCAACCAGAGAUUAUUUUCUUUUGAUCACCUGUACUCUACACACAGAGAUGCGUACAAAGCUCUCUUUCGCCUUCCAUUUGGUAAAUCUGACCACAAUUCUAUCCUCCUGAUUCCUGCUUACAAGCAAAAAUGAAAGCAGGAAGCACGGCCUAUAAAAAAGUGGUCAGAUGAAGCAGAUGCUAAACUACAGGACUGUUUUGCUAUCACAGACUGGAACAUGUUCCGGGAUUCUUCCGAUUGCAUCGAGGAGUACACCACAUCAGUCACUGGCUUUAUCAAUAAGUGCAUCGAGGGGGCCUCCCGGGUGGCUAAGGUGGUUAAGGGCGCUGUACUGCAGCGCCAGCUGUGCCACCAGAGACUCUGAGUUCGCGCUCAGUCUCUGUCGUAACCGGCUGUGACCGGGAGGUCCGUGGGGCGACGCACAAUUGGUCUAGCGUCAUCCAGGUUAGAGAGGGUUUGCCCGGUAGGGAAAUCCUUGUCUCAUCGUGCACCAGCGACUCCUGUGGCGGGCCGGGCGCAGUGCGUGCUAACCUAGGUUGCCAGGUGCACGGUGUUUCCUCCGACACAUUGGUGCGGCUGGCUUCAGGGUUGGAUGGCGCAGUGUUAAGAAGGUUGUGUAUCGGAGGACGCAUGACUUUCAACCUUCGUCUCUCCCGAGCCCGUACGGGAGUUGUAGCGAUGAUACAAGAUAGUAGCUACUAAAACAAUUGGAUACCACGAAAUUGGGGAGAAAAAGGGGUAAAAAUAUAUAUAUAUAAAAAAAUAAGUGCAUCGAGGACGUUGUCCCCACAGUACAUACCCCAACCUGAAGCCAUGGAUUACAGGCAACAUUCGCACUGAGCUAAAGGGUAGAGCUGCCGCUUUCAAGGUGUGGGUCUCUAACCCGGAAGCUUAUUAGAAAUCCUGCUAUGCCUUCCGACGAACCAUCAAACAGGCAAAGCACCAAUACAGGGCUAAGAUUGAAUCGUACUACACUGGCUUCGACGUGCGUCUUAUGUGGCGGGGCUUGCAAACUAUUACAGACUACAAAGGGGAGCACAACCGUGAGCUUCCCAGUGACACGAGCCUACCAGACAAGCUAAAUUUGCUUGCUUCAAGGCAUGCAUGAGAGCAUCAGCUGUUCCGGACGACUGUGUGAUCACGCUCUCCGUAGCCAACUUGAGUAAGACCUUUAAACAGGUCAACAUUCACAAGGCCGCGGGGCCAGACAGAUUACCAGGACGUUUGCUCCGGGCAUGUGCUGACCAACUGGCAGAUGUCUUCACUGAUUUUUUAAACAUGUACCUGUUUGAGUCUGUAAUACCAACAUGUUUCAACGAGUUCAAAGCAAGAAAUCAGAUCCUAGCAGGAUUAGAGUCAAGUAUUUUCUGGUGGUCCACUCUCAAUGGGGCGGCAGGGUAGCCUAGUGGUUAGAGCGUUGGACUAGUAACCGAAAGGUUGCAAGUUUGAAUCCCUGAUAGAGGAAUUCUAAAUUCCUGUAUGUUUUAUUGCCAAAACCAAUUCGCACUCAUUUCUAUUUCAUUAAUGAGUUGUAAGUUCAUUAAUUAUGCAUGAAGUAGAUUGAGACCAGUCUUAAAAGCCAAAGGUAACAGCGUUUAUUACAAGAGAGUACUAGCCGCAUACACAUUUUUCCACAGGUUAUAAACUGGAAAUGACAUCAUCAGUUUCCCACCCUCUCUCCGAUUCUCACAAGAGCCCAUUGUUUUUUGGUCUGGAACUCUUCCUCUACUCCCCUCAUAAAACUAAAUUCCAAACUGUCUAAAAGAUAUACUUUUCUCCACUAAUGGAAUCCAACCCAAACAUUUCUUAUCUGUCCGAAAAGCUAUAGCAUCUCCCCCCCUUAAACUGCCCGAGAGGCACAGACAAUUAAUUCGUUCUGCUUACAUUUUCAGUAACAGCCAAGAACCAAGAACCCAUGCAUUUCAUAUCAUAACAUAAUAGUAUCAGAAUAAAUGGUUUUAAUCAGAAAUGUAUAUAUAAUUAAUCAUUUCAACUAUAAUUUCCUCUAUCAAUCCCUGAGCUGUCAAGGUACAAAUAUGUCGUUCUACCCCUGAACAGGCAGUUAACCCACUGUUCCUAGGCCGUCAUUGAAAAUAAGAAUUUGUU